Paramecium sonneborni is the source of this 396-nucleotide messenger RNA. NCBI's taxonomy places the organism in Eukaryota, Ciliophora, Oligohymenophorea, Peniculida, Parameciidae. The record is from the annotation of a GenBank genome assembly.
AUGAGAAAGAUAGAAAGUGACUAGAUUUCUCUUAGUUUUAAACAUUUAGAAUUAUUAAAAUUUAUAAUAGGUAAAUGGAAUAUUGGUCUGAAAUAACAAAUGAGACCUUGGAAAAUGCAAGAAAGUAUAAGAAAUAGGAGUAGGAAAGAUAACAUAUGUGCAUAAAUGAAAGUUUGAUAGAUUCAGAAGCUUAAUAACAAUAUGAAAAAUGUUCUGAAUCACUUUUUCGUAAUUGGUAAGUGUUUAUGCUGAAAUUGGAAUGGGAAAGACAUAAAUUUUAAGAUUGUUUAACAAUAGUAAAAGAAACAAAUAUAAAAGCUGAUUCAGAAAUAAAGAAAAUUUGUUGUAGAAGCAUCAAGUAAAAUAUACAGAGUUAUUUUGAUUAAUUAUAGAGAG